Molecule: messenger RNA, 2709 nt
Organism: Aspergillus aculeatinus CBS 121060
Lineage: Eukaryota; Fungi; Ascomycota; Eurotiomycetes; Eurotiales; Aspergillaceae
Exons: 3
Coding region: 1-2709 (902 amino acids)
Source: RefSeq, a predicted model, not a curated record
AUGGCAUUGCUUCCGCGUGCCAAAUAUCUCGAAGGUCUCGUGUUGAACAUUCUCGCCACAUGCAUCGGAAUAUCCAUCUCCCUCCUUGCAAUGUGGUCUGGGAUCAAAGCCCGCCAACACACAACCCCACCUGGCUUGACUGCCUCGUAUAAUUCUUCUCAAGCUGCUGUCUGUGCAAUAUGGUUUUUUUGCUCGAUGUGGGCGGCUGGUACCGUCCGUGCCAAAGUUCCCAUGCUACAGAACUGUGUUUACAUGUAUAGCGUCCUCACCAUGAUCACCAUGACAUAUGCUCCCCGCUUUCACACCAUGGAUCAAGUCAUCUCUUUGAUUGUCGAACUACUGCAGAUCUUCUUUAUCGCGUUCGGAAUAGCGACGGCUGUGUCGUUAUUCAUUUUCCCAAUGACAACGAGAAUGAUCUUGUUCCGGAAGCAAACCACCUACUUUUCGGCGCUAAGGGAAUUCCUUUCGAAGCAAGAGGAUUACUAUCGAGCUUUGGGGAAGUCAGAGUCAUACGCAAAUUUCCAGACGUCUGGCGAGGAAGACCCCGGGCCAACGCAACCUUUCCCCGAGCGAGAGGCUUUAUUGGGAACCCUUGAUCGACUAAUUGCUCUACACAUGGAGCUAUACACUGACACGAUUAGUGCCAAGCGAGAGGUGGCUUAUGGCAAGUUGGAUGCGGAUGACCUACAGCAGUUGUUUAGAGCCUUCCGAGCAAUCCUCACCCCGAUGGCAGGCAUCAAAACCAUCAUUGGAGUAUUUGAUGCACAAGAUUCUGAGCUUCCUGCCGGCCAAGCAAGCGAUGGGAACAUCCAGGGAACAGUCAGUCAGCAAAGGGCGCUGCAGCAUUACUGGAGCAAAGUCAUGACUGUACUGCAUGGGCCGCUCACGGAGAUAACGCAGGUCAUCGAUGAAGGACUGCAGCACGCUGCAAUCGUCCUCGAAUACCUGCCAAACCAAGUUACUCAAACUGACGUUGAAUCUCAGAAGCCUGGUUCCCCGACAUUUGCAGACUACUUGGGCCGAAAGAUCCAAUCAUUCCAAGGUCAACGAAGUGAGCACCUCAGAACUUGGGCGAUCGAAUACGCUGCUCAAAACAAAGCGACAUCGGCGACCCAGAUCGCUACAGCGGGUGGGGAGCAUCUCUCCGUAGUCCUCCACGUGGAACAUCUAAUCUCCAGUAUAGCCAAGGCUGUCCACGCACUAGUCACUUUUGCAGACUCGAAGAGGACAGACGGCACGAUGGCCGGAAAGCGACUGGUAUUUCCUCGUCCUCGCCAUUUCUCCACAAAGCUAGGACAUUCUGCGAGCGCGCAUUGGGAUCUCACCCUCGAGACCUCCGAAGAUGCAGGCAUCGAGGAGACUGUGUCUGGGGAAAAGACAAACAUCCGUCACAGAGGUAAGGAUCCUCGACAUUUGCCACCUAUCAACGCCUGGGAGCGUUAUACAAAUCAUCUUCGUGCUGUGCCCAAGCUCCUCAGGUCGAAGGAAGCCACUUUUGGCCUGAGAAUGGCCCUCGCAGCAUUCUCAGUGGGAAUAAUGGCAUUCUUGGAGAAGACUUGGACGUUUUACUACCAGCAGAGAUUGAUCUGGCCAUUGAUUGUGAUCCUGGUCGCCAUGAAUGUGUCGUCUGGAGAAAGCACUUUCAAGCUGGCCGCUCAGGCGAUGGGUGCAACAGUAGCGAUGGUCAUAUCGUAUAUCUGUUGGUAUAUAGUCGACGGCAAGCCUGCAGGGGUCCUGGUCUUCACCUGGCUCGCAUUCUUCGCCCUCUCCUAUGGGUUUAUCAAGGUUCCCAAAUUCUUCGCCGUUUGGCUUUGUAUCCUUGUCCCCGUUGUCGCAGUUAUUGGAACCUCCCUGCAGUCGCAGAAACUUGGCCAUGCUGCAGUGGUGGCUUCUGGGCAGGAGGAUUAUCCAGUUUACCUCAGCGCUCCAUACCGGCUUCUCACCGUACUUGCGGGUUGUGGGAUUUCGUACUUCUGGACUUGCUUUCCAUACCCAAUUACAGAUCGUGGGCUGCUGGCGGAGAAACUCGGCGACUUCAUGUUCUUGCUCGCCAAAUUCCAGGAUUGCGGGCAUGCGAUUGCGAGCCUCAAGAUGAGGGGCCUGGAAGGCGAUAUGCUCAUAGAGACUAGCCCUGGAAGGAGACUUGAAAAGGCUCAGUACCGGCUCUUCAACCAGAUCAUGACAUUGAUCCCGCCGUUGAGGAUGCAUGCACUCUUCCAAAAGUUCGAUUUGCCGAUCGGGGGAAGGUUCCCCAUUGACACAUACAUGGCCAUCAUGAAGGAGGCGACGAGCAUCAUGAACUACACCAAUCUCCUCAUUCAUUCGUCACGAUCUUGGCAAUUGCCCCCCGGCUCGUCCACAGGAUCUCUCGAGUCCCCUGCACUCCUCGCAUCUGUCUCCGCUAAUUCCCAUGCGAUGACCUCCAUUUUGACACUACUGUCUGCUUCUGUGAGGAAUGGCACGCCCCUGCCCCCGGGCUUCCAAGCUCCGCCUCGAGUCGAUUUCUCCUCAUUAUGGCAGAGGUUGAGCGUUGACUUUAAAUCCAGCGACCCUGCAGAAGUCGAUGAGAAAGAAGAAGAUGCGUUCCGUGCGUGGGCUACGAUGCAGAUGGUCGGCGACAUGACGAACUCGGCGUUAGCGAGGAUGGUGGUUCAUGUCAGGGACUUAAUCGGAGAGGUGGACUAUGAUUUGAAGGACGAGGUUUCCUGA